Messenger RNA from Arabidopsis thaliana (thale cress), 2719 nucleotides. Its product is annotated as Galactose oxidase/kelch repeat superfamily protein. NCBI's taxonomy places the organism in Eukaryota, Viridiplantae, Streptophyta, Magnoliopsida, Brassicales, Brassicaceae. The coding region runs from base 431 to 2557 and encodes 708 amino acids. The transcript is spliced from 17 exons. The record is from RefSeq and is marked reviewed. Gene Ontology annotation, cellular component: cytoplasm.
AAUCACAUACUUGCGCAGAAACAGACAAAACAUGUUGCCAUAACUCAACGAACCAUCAAAGACAUCAAGAGACGGUCUCUUUCUCUCUCUGUCUCUAGUCUCUACUCUCGAACGGGCUAAGCUCAGAUCAUUACAAGAUUCGCUUUUGUGCUGAACUUGGUCCCAUUCAUUAGUUAUUUGCUUAAAGACAACAUUUUUAUAUGCUUCCGUUAGCUAAAUCCAUCACUCCCCCCUUCAAUCAUUUCCCUGCUCUGCUGGCCCCAGAAACAGCUUGCUAGGAUUCACUACGACGUCGUUUCGGGUUCGUCUCCAGCUGUGGAUAAUGGCUAUUCUCUGAAAUUGAUUCUAUUCACUAUUUUGUUACUGGGGAUUUUCUCAGCAAACCAAAACAGGAUUUAUUUUUUCUGGGGAUUUCUGAGAUUGGAAGAAAAUGUUCAGCUUUUCAAAGAGGCGCAUGAGACUUGGCAGAGUUAAGAAGGUACAGCUCUCGGAUUCUGUUCAAGGAUAUAAGAGUCCUUUACGAGUGACCAAACGCGCUGAUAGCUCUAGUAAUGAAGCUGCUGUUGCUGCAACUAGUUAUUCUGAUGAACUUGAUUUCCAGCCUUCAUCAGGGAAUUCCGAAAAUUGGAUGGUGUUAUCGGUUAAUGGCGAAAAACCCGCUCCACGCUUUAAUCAUGCAGCGGCGACUAUUGGGAACAAAAUGAUAGUAGUUGGUGGAGAGUCUGGUAGUGGCUUGUUGGAUGAUGUACAGGUGCUUAACUUUGAUUCAUGUACAUGGUCCACCGCAUCUUCAAAAGUUUACUUAUCGCCGAGUAGUCUUCCUCUCAUGAUCCCUGCUUGGAAAGGCCAUUGCUUGGUCUCUUGGGGUAAAAAAGUGCUGUUGGUGGGUGGAAAAACAGAUCCUAGCAGUGAUAGAGUUUCAGUGUGGGCAUUUGAUACUGAUUCGGAAUGCUGGUCACUAAUGGAUGCAAAAGGAGACUUACCGGUCAGUCGCAGCGGUCACACAGUGGUGAGGGCUAGUUCGGUAUUGAUACUAUUCGGUGGUGAAGACUCUAAGAAGAGGAAACUAAACGAUCUUCAUAUGUUUGAUCUCAAAUCAUCCACAUGGCUUCCUCUUAAUUGCACAGGAACACGGCCGUGUGCAAGGUCACAUCAUGUAGCCACGUUAUUCGACGACAAAAUUCUGUUUGUGUUUGGAGGUUCGGGCAAGAACAAAACACUAAAUGACUUAUACUCACUCGACUUUGAAACGAUGGUAUGGUCAAGAAUAAAGAUAAGAGGAUUUCACCCAUCACCAAGAGCGGGUAGUUGUGGAGUUCUUUGCGGUACUAAAUGGUAUAUAACCGGAGGAGGAAGCAGAAAGAAGAGACAUGCGGAAACAUUGGUCUUCGAUAUCCUUAAGGUCGAGUGGUCUGUAGCAAGCAUCUCCUCUCAAUCUUCUGUCACAUCCAACAAGGGAUUUAGUCUAGUUCUUCUGCAACACAAGGAUAAAGAUUUCCUUGUAGCUUUUGGAGGAACGAAAAAAGAUCCUUCAAAUCAGGUCGAUGCUUUUACCAUUGACAAGAACAAGAGUGAAUCACCAACACAUCCGCAAACAACUUCCAAGAAAAACCCCGGCCGGUUACUGUUUGGAAAAAGAUCUUCUUCCUCGGCAGUUUUAACCUCUGAUGAAUCGGUUAAAGCCUCUUCACAGAGGCUGAUUGAUUCAGUUGCCAGACAGAAACUUGCUUCAGCCAUUGAAGAGCAUGGUGGCUCUGGUAGAAGGUCUUUAUCAGAGAUUGCUUUCGGUGAUCAUCGUAACCCACCUUCUGGAAAUGUCUCUUUGCGUAAACAGUUUAGCACCGAAGAGGAAUACAGAGCGGUGAUUGAACCCGCAAAGUGUUCAGAAGAAGACAUUUCCGUGCCUCCUCCGACCACAGAUGACAAUACUGGAGGAGCAAAGAUUACAGCAGAGAAAACACUUUCUAUGGUUUCUGACCGUGAAAUCUUAAGUCUCCAGAAGCAAUGCUCUGAAACAUAUCCUUUAGAAAACGUUGAUGGCGCCUUGAUAUUCCAAGAAAUGGAUAAUAUCAACUUUGCAGGAUCAGCGUCCUCAUCGAGCGUGUACCAAUUCCAUGAAGCGAAAAUGACGGCUCUUAUAAGAAGAAAUGGGAUUCUGGAAGGGCAGUUAGAAGCAGCAUUGGCGGGAAGAGAGGCGGCUGAGAGGAAUGUGUCGGUUGCGUUGAGGAGCAAACAAGAGACUGAUAAAAAGUUAUCUGACGCCAUGAGAGAUGUUGAAUUGCUUAAGGAGAAGCUGACCGGGUUAGAGCUCGCUCAAGAGGAAGCUAAUAGUUUGUCAAACAUGGUUCACUCCGACAAUGUCAGGCUUGAGCAUGAUGUAGCGUUCCUCAAAGCUGUCCUAGACGAUACACAAAAGGAGUUGCAUUCAACAAGAGGAGUUCUUGCAGGAGAAAGAGCAAGAGCGUUCCAGUUGCAGGUUGAAGUGUUUCAUCUGAAGCAAAGAUUACAAUCUCUAGAGAACAGAGCUGCUACACCCAGAAAGCCUUUCCAUGUCUAAACACAGACCAGAGACAACACGAUAACUUUUAUGACUUCCAUUUUGUAGUACUCGAGACAUGACUGAAUUCAUGUGUGUUGUGGAGUAAUGUAUAAUAGAAGUGAAUUCAGAAAUGUCAAAAAUCAAAUCAGAUCCCAAGUAGAAUAAGACAAGUGACGAUAU